Ictalurus punctatus (channel catfish) is the source of this 1219-nucleotide messenger RNA. RefSeq names its product succinate dehydrogenase complex, subunit B, iron sulfur (Ip) (gene sdhb). Gene Ontology annotation, molecular function: 2 iron, 2 sulfur cluster binding; electron transfer activity. NCBI's taxonomy places the organism in Eukaryota, Metazoa, Chordata, Actinopteri, Siluriformes, Ictaluridae. Gene Ontology annotation, biological process: aerobic respiration; tricarboxylic acid cycle; respiratory electron transport chain. Gene Ontology annotation, cellular component: mitochondrial membrane. The record is from RefSeq and is marked provisional.
AGUGGAGUGUGAAGAUGUCGGCUGUGAGUUUCUCCUUGAGGCGCUCCGGUGUAGCGGCGAUGCGCUCCUCAGCUCUCCCAGCGAGUGCCCGGUACAUGCAGACAGCAGCAGCCGCUCAGCCACGCAUUAAGACGUUCCAGAUUUACCGCUGGGAUCCGGACAAACCCGGAGACAAACCGCACAUGCAGACGUACGACAUCGACCUCAACACCUGUGGGCCGAUGGUAUUGGACGCUUUGAUUAAGAUAAAGAACGAGGUCGACUCGACUCUCACCUUCAGACGCUCCUGCAGAGAAGGUAUCUGCGGUUCGUGUGCGAUGAACAUUAACGGUGGGAACACGCUGGCGUGCCUGAACAGGAUCGACACUAACACCAGUAAAGUGUCUAAGAUUUACCCUCUGCCCCACAUGUACGUGGUUAAAGACCUGGUACCGGACAUGAAUAAUUUUUACGCUCAGUACAAGUUGAUCGAGCCGUAUCUGAAGAGGAAGGAUGAGAGUCAGCAGGGGAAGGAGCAGUACCUGCAGAGCGUGGACGACCGACAGAAACUGGAUGGUCUGUACGAAUGUAUCCUGUGUGCGUGCUGCAGUACCAGCUGUCCCAGUUAUUGGUGGAACGGAGAUAAAUACCUGGGACCCGCCGUCCUCAUGCAGGCGUACCGGUGGAUGGUGGACUCUCGUGACGAGUACACAGAGGAGCGUCUGGCUAAACUGCAGGACCCGUUUUCUCUGUACCGCUGUCACACCAUCCUAAACUGCACCAAGUCCUGCCCCAAGGGUCUGAAUCCCGGGAAGGCCAUCGCUGAGAUUAAGAAAAUGAUGGCGACGUAUAAGGAGAAGAAAGCAGUAACUGUGUGAUGGUGGUGAUCUGUGAUGGAGAACUGAAAGCACAGAGAAAUCUGAUUGGUCAUUUCCUGGUCUUGACUUCAUCCUUCAGCUACACCCAGACACACACACAUAUACACACACACACAAACACCCUCACACUCCUGACAGUAUUUAUACAUGAGAAAAUUGCAUCCAUGCUGCAUUAGUUCAUCUGUUACAGCGCUUCGGAAGAGACAGACACAGUAUGUACGUAUGUACAGGUGUGUGCGCACGUGUGUGUGUGAGAGAGAGUAUGGAGAGGUGAGGUUGGGUGUGGUCCAGUCAAACAUAAAAUAUUAACACUUAUCACUUGUGGGAUAUACUGAUUAUAUGUGUAAUAAAUGAAUGAAGAA